Molecule: messenger RNA, 870 nt
Organism: Coniosporium apollinis CBS 100218
Lineage: Eukaryota; Fungi; Ascomycota; Dothideomycetes
Exons: 1
Coding region: 1-870 (289 amino acids)
Source: RefSeq, a predicted model, not a curated record
AUGGAGCGCGGGACAACGAUGAAUGACAUGAAGCCGACCGUGCUACAAGAUCUCACACUCAUCGGAUUCAUCAAUUUCAUCUUGGAGCACCACAGCCUUCCAACGACAAUUGUCAUUUGCACCUCGCGGGAUACCUUUCUCCAGCAGCUCCUCUGCUCAGAGAGCACCAGCCGACCUUCAGUUCAGUCCACCGACAAUCCAUCCGAUCCAGAAGCAAACCCGGAACGGCAUACCGAAAGCUUACUUGUCCCAACACUGCACCUCCUCUCCACUUCCCGAACCGUAGACCUAGCUUGCUGCCCAUCAUUGCACGCCCUGCAGGCCUACCUCUCCGCUUACGCAGCGCGAGCCGGAUCGUGGAGCAAAGCUACUGGAGCUAGAACAACUGGCGAAUCCGUACGCACUGGCAAGGUCCCGAUACUCGCGCUGCUCAACCCGUUGGCACUCCAUAGGGAGACCUCGUCAUUCUCCGCGCAGGGCCUUAGCCGCACCUUUGCCUCCGCCGUUGAGGCCGCGGAUCGGAACAGGCAGAAGUUGAUCGUCACUGAGUGCCUUGAUGGCCACGUGACGCCGGAGGAUGUUGGUGAAGGUGAGAGAGACGAGGGUAUGGAGGAUGUGGAUGUGAGGAUGGCUGUGGAGGCCGAGGGUGCAGGGAUCGGCCCAGAGGAAAGGAGCGAGAAAAACCCGUGGGACCAGGAAGUCGGGAUUCUUAACGUCACUACGAGGACGUUCGGCGCAGGUGAAAGAGGAUGGGUGGGUAGGACCGUGAAGAUCCGCAGGGUCGCGGAAAGGUGGUGUGUCUUCCAGAGCAUGGGAGGGAAGGACACUCAACGACACAGGGUACGGGAUGAGCAGAUGAGAGAAGCGUAG